UAUCCACAGUUCACGAUGCAGCUCACUCUUCUCGCAUCCCUUGCUGUCCUUUGUACCUCUGCUUUCGCUGCUCCUGCUGAGCGCCGCGAUGACUUGGUUGAUGUCAUUGCCUAUGUGGAGAACGUCUUGAACGAUGCAGAUAUCACCGUCGCCAAGCGGGAUGAUUCAUUGGUUGAUGUCAUCGCCUACGUCGAAAACGUCUUGAACGAUGCAACUGUCACCGUCGCCAAGCGUGAAGAUCUGGCUGACGUCAUCGUUGCCGUCACCAAUGAUUUAAAUAAUCUUGAUGUGAACGUUCUUACCAAGCGUGAAGACUUGGCUGACGUCGUCGUUGCUGUCACCAAUGAUUUGAAUAACCUUGAUGUAAACGUUCUCACCAAGCGGGAGACUUUGGCUGAAGUCAUCGUCGACGUCCAGGAUGAUUUGGAUAAUCUUGAUGUAAACGUUCUCACCAAGCGGGAGACUUUGGCUGAAGUCAUCGUCGAUGUCCAAGAUGAUUUGGAUAAUCUCGAUGUGAACGUUCUUACCAAACGAGACGAUGCUUUGAUCGGCGUCGACGUCAUUGUCGACGAUGUUCUCAACGAUGCCGAUAUCAACAUCCUUUAGUCGGUUGAUGUGGGAUCUCUGGUCAUGGCUCUGCGUCUGCUUCAUCACAUUUGUAAGUAUACCCACUAUGACGUACACUUAUUCUAGGCUUCGGCGAUUGUUUGGCAGGAUUUACACAUUACGUAUUCAUACAAAUUUCAAUCGUCAUUAAGGUCGUUCUCAUACGCGCUAUUGGACUAUACGACCUGUAUCCGGCAGGCGCGUGUAUAAUAAAAUUUGCUUCUUAAGAUGGCAAAGUCCAAAUGACACAGCGAGUUCGAAAUAUGUGAAUCCCAUACCAUAAUGGUUCCUUGUGUAUCCUUUGUGCACGAUAUGAUGCUAUGAUUACGUACGGAUAUGUGCC
Molecule: messenger RNA, 949 nt
Organism: Suillus fuscotomentosus
Lineage: Eukaryota; Fungi; Basidiomycota; Agaricomycetes; Boletales; Suillaceae
Exons: 8
Coding region: 16-606 (196 amino acids)
Source: RefSeq, a predicted model, not a curated record